Messenger RNA from Opisthocomus hoazin, 4653 nucleotides. The record is from RefSeq and is a predicted model, not a curated record. NCBI's taxonomy places the organism in Eukaryota, Metazoa, Chordata, Aves, Opisthocomiformes, Opisthocomidae.
ACUCGCUAAAUGAUUACAAGCCACCCAUUUCUAAAGCGAAAAUGACACAGAUCACCAAGGCAGCAAUCAAGGCUAUAAAGUUCUACAAGCACGUUGUGCAGAGUGUUGAGAAAUUCAUUCAAAAAUGCAAACCAGAAUACAAAGUACCUGGUCUGUAUGUCAUUGACUCCAUUGUGAGACAGUCCCGGCACCAGUUUGGCCAAGAAAAGGAUGUAUUUGCUCCAAGAUUCAGCAAUAACAUCAUCAGCACUUUCCAGAACUUGUACCGUUGUCCUGGGGAUGACAAGAGUAAAAUUGUUAGAGUGCUAAAUUUAUGGCAGAAGAAUAAUGUGUUCGUUGUGACCCCUGUCUUGCCCAGCACUACAGCUGCUAUGAGCAACAAUACACCAGGAACACCUGUGACUCCAGUUACUCCAGCCAAUGUGGUGCAGAAUUUACCUGAUCCUUGGGUAUCUCAGAUUGCUAAUACAGAUACCCUUGCUGCUGUUGCGCAGAUUUUACAGAGUCCUCAAGGCCAACAGCUUCAGCAGUUGAUACAGACACUGCAGAUACAGCAGCAGAAACCUCAACCUUCACUACUUCAAGCCUUGGAUGCUGGUCUUGUUGUUCAGUUACAAGCCCUCACAGCACAACUUACAGCUGCAGCUGCUGCUGCUAACACACUCAAUCCACUGGAACAGAGUGUGUCUUUUAAUAAGAAGCUGAUGGACAGGUUCGACUUUGGGGAAGAAUCUGAACAAAAUGAAGAGCCUAAAAAGGAAACGCCCACUUCCCAACUGCCUUUAGUACCAGAAUCUGUGAACAACUCACUUUUUCACCAACUAGCUGAACAGCUACAGCAACAAAAUUUAGAACAUCUUAGACAACAGCUUCUUGAGCAACAGCAGCCUCAAAAGGCAAGCCCUGAGGAGAAUCAAGAAGGAAAUUUUGGUUCAGAGCACUCUGCAUCACCAUCACAAGGGAGUAGUCAACAGCAGUUUUUAGAAGUAGAAACAAAUGUAGAUGAUUCAAUGGAUAUUCAACAACAGGACAUGGAUAUAGAUGAAGGACAGGAUGUUGCUGAAGAAGAGAUUUUUGAACAAGAAGAAAAGAAAGCAGCUGUUCAUUCAAGAUCAAGAACUCGUUCAAGAUCUCGUUCAAGGUCACCAAGAAAACGAAGGUCUAGAUCACGAUCUGGUUCUCGUAAGCGUAAACACAGAAAACGUUCACGCUCAAGAUCAAGAGAAAGGAAGAGAAAGUCAUCUCGGUCAUAUUCCAGUGAAAGAAGGGCUAGGGAGAGGGAAAAAGAACGUCAGAAAAAGGGAUUGCCUCCUAUACGGUCAAAAACACUAAGUGUUUGCAGUACUACUCUUUGGGUAGGCCAAGUAGACAAGAAGGCUACACAGCAAGAUUUAACUAACUUGUUUGAAGAAUUUGGACAAAUAGAGUCAAUUAAUAUGAUUCCUCCAAGAGGCUGUGCUUAUGUCUGUAUGGUUCAUAGACAAGAUGCGUAUCGUGCUCUUCAGAAACUUAGUUCUGGGUCCUAUAAAAUUGGAUCUAAAAUUAUUAAGAUUGCCUGGGCUUUGAAUAAAGGUGUAAAAACAGAAUACAAGCAAUUCUGGGAUGUGGAUCUGGGAGUUUCAUACAUUCCUUGGGAGAAAGUAAAAUUGGAUGAUUUGGAGGGCUUUGCUGAAGGUGGCAUGAUUGACCAGGAAACAGUAAAUACGGAAUGGGAAACAGCCAGAAGCUCAGAAGCUGCUAAAGAAAAUACUCAAACUACGCAGAGUGCUGCAGUUGAGAAGAGUACGGUUAUUACAACACAGACAGAAGCUUACACACAACCAGUCACCAUGCUACAGAUUCCAGUAGCUCCAGCUGUGCCUGCUGUUAGCUUGGUUCCACCUGCAUUUCCUGUCACAAUGUCUGUCCCUCCUCCUGGUUACAGCGCAAUUCCUCCUCCACCCUUCUUGCGAGCGAGUUUCAACCCUUCACAGCCACCUCCAGGUUAUAUGCCUCCCCCAGUUCCACCUGUAGUCCCACCACCUGUUGUCCCGCCACCUGUUGUCCCACCAGUUGUUCCAACACCUUUAGUACAGCCUCCAUUACCAAUUGCACAAGAAAUGAUGAAGGAUGUUCCUUUUACUGGCCUUGUUCUACCAGUUGGCACAGUUACUAGUAAUCUAGCUACUCCAACAUUAUCUGCUGGAAGCGUUUUUAAUCCUCUGCCAAUCAACAAACCAGAAUCGGAUGAAAAGGGAUCACAUCUUGCAGACCUUCAGAUUUCAUCUGGUGAAAACAAUAGACCUGUGCAAAGUGAUGUCUCGAGUAGCUCUGGACUUGUUGGAGGAGUGCAGCCACCCAGCGUCUCAAGCAGUUCUGGGCUUACUGGAGAAGGACAACCACCCAGUGUCUCAAGUAGCUCUGGACUUGCAGGAGGAGUACAGCCACCCAGUGUUUCAAGCAGCUCUGGACUUGUAGGAGGAGUGCAACCACCGACUGUUUCAAGCAGUUCUGGUCUUGCAGGAGGAGUGCAGCUACCUAGUGUCUCCAGUAGCUCUUCUCUUGCUGGUGGAGUUCAACCAACCAGCGUCUCAAGUAGUUCUGGACUUCUGGCUGGAGUGCAACCACCAAAUGUCUCAAGUAGCUCGGGGCUUCUAGCUGGAGUGCAUCCACCCAGUGUCUCAAGCAGCCCUGGCCUUCUGACAGGAAUGCAGCCACCCAGUGUCUCAAGCAGCCCGGGCCUUUUGACAGGAAUGCAGCCACCCAGUGUCUCAAGCAGCUCAGGAGUUCUGGCAGGAGUACAGCCACCGAGUGUCUCAAGCAACUCUGGGCUUCUCAUAAUGCCACCACCCAAUGUUUCAAGUAGUUCUGGACUUAUGGGAGUGCCACCACCAAAUAUUUCAAAUAGUUCUGGACUUCUGGCAAUGCAACAUCCAGCUGGGGUUCAAAACAUGCCUCAUUUAAAUAUUAGUAGUGAAGGAGACAGAGAUUAUCGCUUUCCUCCAGUGGAAAACAGAGAUAAUCUUAACAGACCAUCUCCAGUGGAUGUCAGAGAUUCUGUUGGACGACCACCAGUUGAUCCAAGAGAGGGUAUGGGAAGGCCUCCAAUAGAUGGAAGAGAACACUUUGCAAGGCCACACAUAGACAUGAGAGAAAAUUUUGGAAGACCGAGUAUAGAUAACCUUGGUCGAAGAGAGCAUUUUGGUUUCAAUUCAGACAAGCACUGGGGACAGAGAGGAGAUUAUGAUGAGAGGGAGCACCAUACCUUCCCUAUUUAUGGUGGUCCUAAGGGCUUCCAUGAAGACAGAGAGAGGUUUCGGCAUGUGAACUAUAGGUUUGAUAGUAGAAGUGGUCCCAAUUGGAACAGAGGAUUUGAACAAGAUGCUCACAGAGAUUUUGAUGACCGCAGAAGACCCUGGGAAAGACAGAGGGAUAGGGAUGACAGAGAUUUUAAUUUUUCCAGAGAAAUUAAUGGGAACAGGUUUGGAAGAGACAGAAUGUCAAACAACUGGAUCCCCCCUCCACAUCCACGGGUUUUUGAGUAUUUUGAUGGGGCCACUUCCCAACGCAAAGCCGAUAAUAUGCCCCAGGUGAACGGUGAAAAUACAGAGACAGAAAGUCAGCCACCAACUGCACAGGUGCAGGACGAUCCAGAACUUUAUGAAAAACUGUCAUCUUCCGUCGAGAUAAACAAAGAGAAGAGUGACACAGAAGCUGAUAUAGAAAGUGAACCAGUGGUAGAAAGCACAGAAACUGAGGGGACAUAAUCAUCACUCAGUAGGUAAAAGAUACCUUUUGUAAAGUUGUCAUCUCUCUGUAAUAGAUAAAUGGCUGACUGGACCGUAGCAGUUCACUUUUGUCUGCCAGAAUUAAGUUAAUCUGAUGUUCAUGUUCACCUUUCACUUAAAUAACUGUACAACUGACUUGUAUAGAACACUGUUCUUAAUUUGAACAUGGUAGGUAAACAUUUUUUUAUUUCUCUGGUAAAGCAUAAGCUUGCCCCCACUUGCUUUUAGUUUCACAAAGAUAAAAUAACAGCUUGUCAAACAAAGACUUCCUAUGGAAGAAAAUGGAAUUUUUUAGAUACUACCCUUAGGUUGGCUAUCGAAAUUGUUAUACUUGAAAACAGGUGCUGGUGUAUCUUGUCCGUGUUUUUAGGCUGCUGCAGAAUUUUAAAGUAUAGACAAAGCUGUGAUAUUUUGUGUUCCUACAAUUCGGCAGAGAAAGAAAUGGCCCAUGUUAUUUAAGGAGCAUAACACAGAGAUGAAAAGUGAUUUUGUAAAAUCUACACUAUAGUCUCUGUUUUCUCUAAAGUAAGUGUUUGUGAUUUGUUCCUCGUACUGCAGUGGGUUUAAAAAAUGAAAAAAUACAUUUUAAUGUUGGGUGCAUUUUGUUUUUAGAUGCCAAUAAAGCAUAUUUGUUUGAUAACAGUGUUCUAGGUAUUGUAUUUUUUUAAAAACCUGCAAGCUCUAAGAACUUGGAAUCAGCUAUGAUAUGUGCUUAGCUAGUUGUUGCAAAAGGUUUAUAUUACUUUUGUAAGACCAAUGCAACAGUUAUAUGUGCAAGAAGCAUAUGGUUUUUACGUCAAAAAUCACGCAGUCAUAUUAGUUUAUGUAAAUAACAUGUAUGUAAAUAUUUGUGUAAACUGUUUGUAGAUACCACUUUUUCUGUGUG